AAAUCGUCAAAAAUUAAACUUUUCAUUAGCUGGAAAAGUUUUUGUGCUUUUGUUAAAUGUUAAAAAAAUAAAAAAUGGAUCCUAAUGAGGAUCCACCACCCCAAUCGCCAACAAAUAAGGAUACGGGUCCGAGUGAAAAUCAAGGUGCAACUUCGCGACGUCUACGUGACAAAGUAACAUAUUAUGAAAAAGUGUGGUCGUCUGGCUCACGAAAUCCCGAUGACGAUCCAGAUGGUUUUAGCAUCGAUGUGCAUGCCUUUGAGAAACGUCUACGGGAAGAACGGGAUAGACGAAUAAAUGAUAGUAGUCCGAGAAUCGAGGUUAAACUAAAAUCGACACCGCAACCAUCGCCCAGACAUUUUGAUUCACCCAAUUUCAAUGUCAAGGUGAAUCGUUACGGAUCGAGUGAUUCCAGUCAACCGGAUUCGUUUGAGGAAAGUGUUGAACGGUAUAAUGAGGCAGGCGAAAUACGCGGAGAUGCUCGCAUUUUUAAAUUCGAAAAAGUGACGGUGAAAAAAACGCGACGCGAAAUCAGUGUUACAUCCCCGAGUGGAGUGAGAUCAUUCUUUUCAUCGGAACGGAUAAGUCGUACCCCAUCCGAGGAACGAAUAUUGCAAGAUGACUCAGCAUACCACACCCAACAUUUUAGCAAUGCCAAUACAUCGAAAUCAUCUUCGAUUGUUUCGUUGCAUGGACAUGAUGUUGUGGACGAGGGCGUCAGACGUCGAACACCGUCUCGUGAACAAACUCCUGAUAGUAGUCAGUCAUGGAGCACAGGAUUGGCAUGCACGCCCGGUAGUAAUGUUGCCACGGGCUAUUCACAUAAACGUCGCCAUCCACAUUCUGAUAGACAUAUAAGUGAAGGGGAAGACAACAGUCUGGACUGGUACAACGACUACAGUGCACACAGUUUCCAGGCUACGGCUGCUAAAAUGAAUUUCAAUCGGACCAAUUCUCAAUACGAUACACAUAUUAAGCAAAUUAGAGAGGAACAAGAACGAGUACAGAAGAAGACAUUCGUCAACUGGAUCAAUUCGUAUCUAUCCAAGCGAGUUCCACCGCUACGGAUAAACGACUUGAUUCUUGAUCUACGAGAUGGCACUAAACUUUUGGCACUGUUGGAAGUACUGUCUGGCGAAAGACUGCCCAUGGAGAGGGGCAGAGUUUUGCGCAGACCGCAUUUCCUUAGCAAUGCAAAUACAGCACUACAGUUCCUUGCGAGCAAAAAAAUUAAAUUGGUUAACAUUAAUCCGGCUGAUUUGGUGGACGGGAGACCACCGGUUGUGCUAGGAUUGAUAUGGACAAUCAUUUUAUAUUUCCAAAUCGAAGAGAACAGUCGAGCCCUUGAAUAUUUGGGUCAUGGAAUCGGUGGUUCACAUAGCUCACUGGACAGCGUCACAGCAUCAUCUAGUGCACAAACUAGUGAUCUUAAGGCUGAAAAAUGGAAACAGGGAGCAAGGAAAACGCUGUUAACAUGGGUUACAAAUGCUUUGCCUAAGGAUUCUGGCAUUGAAGUACGAGAUUUUGGCGCCAGCUGGAGAGAUGGUGUUGCUUUCUUAGCACUUAUCGAUGCCAUUAAGGCAAAUUUAAUAAACUUAGCAGAAAUGAAAAAAGCAUCCAAUAAACAACGAUUGGAAGUUGCUUUCGAUGUGGCCGAAUCGAAAUUGGGUAUUGCACGACUCUUAGAUGCCGAAGAUGUGGACGUUGAUAAACCGGACGAGAAAAGUAUUAUGACUUAUGUCGCACAGUUUUUGCAUAAAUAUCCUGAACCCAAGGGUAGUGGACGCGAUGGGGUUUCAACGUUGCAGGAGGAAUAUAACGAAUUUACCCAAUGGCUGCACACAAAGACAACAACUUACGAAAAUAUGAUACGAACAAAUUCAUUUCCGAGAGACUUUACUCAAUACCAAGCGGCCAAAGCGGAAGUUGAUGGUCGCCUUAGUAUGUACAAUAAAUUGAAGAAUAUCGUUGAAUCAAAGAGCAGUAUGAUUACAAUCACUCCUGGUGUAUGGGAGGAGAUCAGUGAACUGUGGAAUAAAUUACAAAUUCAAUUGCUUUAUUGGCUGUGGAUGUUAGACUCAGGAUUACCUGGAGACUUUAAUGUAGUGGGAAAAUGGCUUGCCGAAGCAGAGAAAUUGCUGUACAAUGAUGAGAUUCCAACGGAGAUGAAUGAAGAAACUGCAUCUAUAAUUAGUCAAAAAUUGGAGGAACAUAAGAAAUUCUUUGCCGACUAUGAACAGAUCGCAGAAAUGUUUGAGAGAGCCAAACAGUCACAAUACGUAAGUCAAAUUCCAUUAGAUCAUUUGAGAAGUAUGGAACGUAGACUGUACGAUGUCGGACCAAAGGCCACUCAGCGGCGCAUUCGCUUGAAAUUCUUAGAGCACAAAUGCUGCCUGAUUGCAUUUUUGAACUUGGUUGAAAACAAGUUGCGGACAUGGUCGGUUAAGUAUGGACGUGAAGACCAGGCGCAACAAAUGUUGGACCAGUACAAGAAUUUUGUUUCAAGAAACAAAAUUUUCCAAGAAUUUGGAAAAGCCUUCAUGGAUAUGCAACAAGUCGUCGAAGAAUACAAGAGAGACGGAAAUAUUACCAGGAAAGACUAUGCUGACAUUGACAGAUUCAUGAGAGAAACGGAAGAAAGAUGGAAAUCCGUUUCGAUGGAGCUGCGAUGCUGCCAAAGUAUGCUGGAAGAAGUCGUUACGAAUUGGAAACGUUGGAAUGCCACCUCUGACGAAUUCGAAGGUUGGUUGUGUCGGGCCGAAGAGAAAAUUCAAGGCAGUGAAGACGAUCGUUUGGAGUUCUUCCAGGACAUUAGCGUUUGGAAAGACAAACAUCAGCAGUUGGGUGACUCAGCUAAUUUCUUGAUUGCUACAUGCACCGAUCCGAUUGCUAACGAACUCAGAUCGAUUUUCAUGAAUUUAUCGUCAAGAUUCGACCAUUUAUUCUCGAAUGCCAAACAAUAUAUGCACGCGGGCGACAUACUCCGAAAUCGUCAGGAUUAUCGAUCCGGUGCCCAAAGAAUUGCCAAUUGGAUUCAAAACGCCGAAAAUGUUCUCGCUCGCCAACCGAUCGGGUCUUCCGAACAGAUUAAGUCGUACGGUGACGAGCUUCAGAAACUGUCGACAGAAAUCGAGGAAAUCGAUGAAUUAUUCAAGAGCACCAGUCGUGUCGUACAGACUUUAAUUCAGGAUUUGUCUCGCGAUGAUGUUGAUAAAAUGAUGAACACACUAAAGAGUCAGAAGGAAGCGUUAGUACGCAUCAGAGCACAAAUACCGAUUAAACUGCAUCUCUUCCAUCAAUUGAUGAUCCAACAAGAGUCAUUGGAACAGGGUCAAAAAGAGAUUCAUCAGUGGCUUGACGAAGGAGAGCUCCUACUGCAAACACUAUCCCUGACAGGUGGGCGCGACGAAGUGAAUGAACAGUUGAACAAACAUCGCAACUACUUUUCACGUACACUCUAUUACAAAUCGAUGUUGGAAAGCAAAAAUAAAGUGUUCCAGAGUCUGAUUAAAUCGGUGGCCUUUGACAAGACCAUCGAUACUAGCGAACAAAUCGAAAGAAUGAAACAGUUGAAUGAACGUUUUGCGUACGUGGUUCAAAACUCUCAACAAUGGGAAAAUCGUUUACAAGAAGCUGGACGCUGUUGGCACAAUUUCAAAGAAAGUGAACGCGUUGUUUCGGAGUGGCUGAACCAGGCGGAUAUUUUGUUGUCGGAACGACACAUUGAUUCCAAGCAGGCAAUUGAUACACAGAAAUUGUUCUUUGAAAAUGUCAAUGAACGAUGGAUGAACGAUCUGGUGCAAACCGCUCAAGAUUUAAUUAAAAGUCUGCCAGCUAACGAACAUCAAAAUAUAAUCGAAAUUGUCGAGAAAUUGCAAGGAAAAUGGAAGGAAGUAUUGGGCACCGCACCGCUUCAUCUAAUGCGAUUGGAAUUCCGAUUAGACGAGUCCACUUUCAAUCAUUAUAUGAAGGACAUUGAAAAGGAGAUUCACUUAGAGCAACAGGCGCUCAACAAAAACGAAGACAUUGACUCAAUAAUGCGACGCAAUCAAGAUUAUUUCAAGAAUAAAGGUACCGUAGUACAAGUGGAAAGGUGCCUAUCGAACAUGGAACGGCUAAGCAAAACUUACGCCCAAUACGAUCAGAAGGACAAGGCUCUGACGAAUGGUUUCAAAAAUGCUGAACAACAAUGGGAGAAAGUGGCUCAGAGUAUCGAAGAUAUGAGAAAAACUCUACAACAAAUCCCAGCCCAAUGGGAUUAUUAUCGUGAGAAAUUUACUGAAAUGGUAGCAUGGAUGGACACCGUCGAUGAUACGUUGAAAAACAUUAUUAACGAAGUCAAUUCAAUGGAAGAGUUUGAACGCGAACGAGUUGUAUUUCAGAAUAUUUGCCGUGAAGCAGACUCUAAACGGGAAGAGAUGAAGUGGUUGGUCAAGACACUCGACUCACUUCUGCCGUACGCGACCGAUCAAGAGGCAACUAUGGAACAACGUAGCCUUGAAGCGCUGAUUGCCCGUUAUAAAAAUCUUAUUCCAACAAUCGAGGUGACGAUGGUAAAGACGGAAGUCUUCUCGAAAUGCUACACAUAUCGCCGCGAAGUGCACGAAGUUGUGUGCCUAUUGAAUAAAGUCAAAGAGCAAACAGUCAAUGCACCAGCACCAGACAGCUUAGAACGUGUGAACAAAAUGAUUCAAGAACAACAGUUCGCAAUCAGCCAGUUGGAUCAUCAACGAACGCACAUAAUGUCAAUGUUACAACGUGGACGCGAUUUGAGCAAGGAUGCUCAUGCGCCGUCAUUUGUGACAGCAGAAGUCAAGACUCUGGAGAGUGGUUGGAAUGGAGUCUAUAACGAAACAGUUGACAAAUUGAGAGCGUUGAAAGGAACUCAAUCGGUUUGGAAUGAGUUCCACGAACAGAAAAUGGAUAUCAUGAAUCUGUUGGGAACAGCUGAAGGUGAACUACGAUCCAUUACGCCACUACAAACCGAUCCGAAAAAUGUGAGCUCAGAUUUGAAGAAUAAACGCGAAUUGAAUCAAACGUUGCAACAAGCUUCGCGUCAAAUGAUUCAGAGGCUACACGAACUAUGUGAUGAACUAACACCAUUGGCUGAUCCUACGAAACGACCAGUGUUAGAGAAAGAAGUGACCGAACUUGAAAAGCAAUUCUUCAACACCAUGGAACAUGUGAAAGAUCGUGUUGGAUACUUGGAAGAUUACAGUGCUAAAUGGAAUAGUUACAAGGCCAGAUUAGCCGACCUGCAGGCCUGGGCUGCCAAAACAGCACCACAAUUAAUUGAAGCCAUACAAUCGCUCGAACUAUCACCAGAAGAACGUGUGGCUAAAGCGAAUGUACUACAGAAGACUCUAACUGAGAAAAUGAAAGCUCUUGAUAUGCUAGCUAGCGAUGCCAGUGAAUUAGCACCGAAAGAAGGCAAUUUCCUGGAAGCGAAACGAUUGAAGGGCGAAGUUUUUAAAUUGCAAGAAACAUUAAGCGCUCUGAACCGUAACGUUGAUCAUCAAGCCACGGCUGUCAAAGAAGAUUUGGUCAAUUGGCAGAAAUAUCAAACAGGCAUCCAAGAAAUCAAGCCCUGGAUCGAACAUUCUGAAUCGAAAAUUAAUCUCGCCGUAUCCAAGCCCGUCACGUUGCAAGAAGCCGUACAGCUGCAGCAUCAGGCGAAACAAUUUGAAAAACAAUGCGAACAACAAUUGGAUAAACUGCAUGGCGUCGCUUCCAUCAGCAAUCAAAUGCUGUGCAAAACAAAUGCGGCUGAUGAACUGGAUGCUGUUUCGUCGCGAUGGUCGUCGGUCCAAGAAAAUGCGAAACAAGUCACCAAUAAAUUCGAAAAAUUGGUUGCCGGUUGGCAAGGCUUGGACGCUGAUGCCAGUAAGCUAGAACAGUGGAUCAACGACAAUGAGAAGGCCAUCUCGAAGCGACCCGAUUUGACGAAUACACCAUACGUGGAUAAGUUGGAGAAGGAACUAGUUAAGUUGAAAUUGUUCAACAACGAAAUCUCAGAACAACAAGCCAAAUUAGUGACAUUAACUCAGACAUCCGAUCAGAUUGGUCUGGGAUUAGCACCGGAAGGAGCUGCUGCUUUAAAAGAACGAAUUAAUUCGAUGAAAGGAAAAAUUUCAAAACUUUCCGAAUCCGUACGCGGAAAAAUCAACUCCAUAUCCGAUGCCAUUAUGGCUCGACAGGACUUCAACGCUAAAAUGGCCAACUUUAGUAAUUGGAUGGAUCAAUUGCGAGGACAUGUUGUUCAGGUUGAAGAAAUAAAUAUGGAAAGAGUAGAGCCGAGUUUACAAACGGUGCACGCACUGCUUCAAGAACAUUCAGAAAAGAAGCCAGUUUUCAAUGCGAUCCGAAACGAGGUGAAGGACCUAACACAGCGUGCUACACCGGAAGAAAGUCUUAUUAUAAAUGACUCUUAUGCGGCCUUAGUCAGCAACUAUGAUGACAUUGAAAAUGAUCUACAGAGAAAGAAAGGAUCGUUGGAAAAGUGGUCCGAACUGAUCGGAUGGAAGAACGACACGGAUGGACACAUAAAUCACAUUAAGCAUCAAUUGGAAAAGGCAGACAAAAUUGAGCCUCAAAAUUUGGCGAAAAUUGUAGCCGAAAUUGAUGAGGUAACCAAAAGUGUUUCCCAUUGGAGAAAUCAGGCCGUGCAGAUUGACGACAAUCCAGUCAUACAUCUACGAGAUAUGGUCUCCAGAAAACCACUAAGUGCCGUUCAAAUUGUCAACGACUUGGGCAAUAAAUUGGAUGCGCUUAAGCUGAAGUCUCAAGGACAGAUGGAUGUCAUCCACAAAAUGGAACAGCGUAAAUCCCGAUUCAAUAAUUUGGAAAAUCAAUUGGUCACGCACCUAGCGCAAAACAAACAAAAAUUGGCGGACAUCUUACGCAACACACCAAACUUCGCUAAUAUUGACCAGAUCAACUCGGACUUGGUGGCAUUGAAUGAAAUUAUGCAAAAGCAAGCUGCACUUCGAGACAAAAUUCACGAUGAAGGUGUACAGCUAAUGAAGGACGACAUUUCUUCCAUGCCCGCCAUUCAAGAGUCCAUUCUAGUUUUGGAUAAGAACUGGGAUGGCCUUCAGCAGGAGAUUGUCGACCGCAUUCAAAAGUACACAAUCAUAAGCCAAGGACUGAAGGAGUACGCUGAUGCAAAGGAUCGUUUCGGAAAGGAAUUACAAAAAGCUUCGAACAUCUAUCAGUCGGUUCCAUCAGCACCGUCCGGCGAGCAACAGUUACUGCAAACAGCAGAUAAAUCGAAAAAGGCCUUGGAACAGAUAAAGAAGGCGAAAGUAACACUCGACGAACUGGAACGUAGGGGUCACGCAUUGGUGAAACUUUUCGACGCAAUCGAAAAUGUCAUUCCCAAUGAUGAAAUAGUCAAGGAAAUGGAUACUUCACACAAAGACUGGCAACAGUUGUAUGACAAAAUAUCGAAGAACGCUCACACCUACGAAACGGAGGCAGUAAUUUGGAAUCAAAUCGAAGAAAAUAAAAACGAAUUGAUUCCUUGGUUGUCCGAAACCAACCAGUCACUGGUUGAUGCUGCAGAGAAUACACUAGAGAUCGAAUUUGGACCGAUCCGGCUCAACAAGUACACAACGGAAUUGCCGUCUUACAUUGGAAUUCGUGACGAUAUCAUCGAAAAAAUAACCGAAUUGACGCGAAUGAACAACGGUGUACCGAUUCCGCAAUUGGAGCAGCUGAAAAAGGAAUUGAUUCAACAGUUUGUCGAUGUGAACACAAACGCUCAACGUUUACAGGCUGUUGCUAGUACGUUUGAUGAGCAAGAAAAAGAUCUGCGUAAAGCAAUCAAAUCUUCGGGUGAAGUUGUUACAAAAUUACGUGAGGCAUUAAUCAAAUGUGACGAUAUGUCCGGCGACAAUACGAAAAUCAUGCAAAGAUUACUGGAUUGCAAGGCUCUUAAAGACCAACUAUUGGACCAGGGUUCCGAUAUUGACAAUCUACACGUCCGCGUUGAUGAAAUGAAGAGCAAUUAUCCAACGUUUGCCGAGUCAAUUGUUCCAAAAGAGCUAAGCAACAUUCAGAAACGAUUCGAUGGAGUCAUCCUGCACGCUAAUAAGAUCGAAGGAGCGUUGCUGCAAUUCCUCAAGAAAUUCCAUAACGAUAAAGUCGGAAUGUUACAACGAAUGAUUACCACACAAAAGGAUAAAAUUGCAUGGUGUGCACCAGAAUCAACUAGUGACAAAUACAAUUUGGAAGUGAAAAAAUCUUCCCUGAACGAUGUCCAAAAGGGUAUUACCGAAUGCGAUGGACGUUUAGCAGAAGUGCAAAAGUCGUUGGACAUGUUGAACACUGUAGAAGCGCCAGACGCUGCACUAAAACGCAAUUUGGACAAAAUAUCGAAAGAUUUGGCUACUUUGAGAGACCAGUACGAAACUACCAAACAUGUGCUGGAUUUGAAUGUCGAUUUGUGGACUCAAUACGAGCAAUUGACGGAAAAUGUAACGUCAUGGUUGAAGGACAUUGAAUCCAAAGUCAAGACCGAAGCCAACUCCCAGAUCGAGGUAAAUAAUGUUGACUCGAAAGUGGCUGAUCUGGAAAACUAUGCCGCUCAGAUUAAGGCAUACAAACCGACAAUCGAUGAAUUGGACGGUAUAGCCAAAGCUUUGAUGGCAACAAACUCAGAAGCUCGUGUCGGACAAUUCGUCUCACAUCUGACAGCUAGAUACCAGGCUGUAACCAGAAAUGUUGCCAAUCAAUUAGAUCGUGUACGCGAUAUGAAGAAUACUCACGACAUUUACGUUAAAAGUGCCGAAGAAUGCAAGGAUUGGAUUCAAGAUGCCCGAAUGGAAUUCAAUGAAUUGGCUCGUAUGGGUUCGCCAGGAUCAGGUCCCACGUCCGAACAACUUGACUUGGUAAAACAAUUCGUCAAGGACCUGGAAAAUGGACAGAUAUUAUUGAACAAUGCUGUCGAUUCGGGCGAAUAUUUGUACUCUGGCAUCACGCCAGAGAACCGGGAAAAAAUUCGAAACGAAAUCCGCAAAUUAAGGGAAGACUUCGAUAAUGUUCAUGACGAAGCCAAUUCAUUGUUGUCUCAAGUAGAAUCUGUUUUGCUGCAAAAGACUUCGAUCGAAGAAAGCUACUCACAAGUGAAACAAUGGCUCACCGAAUCGAAGGCCAAAUUCAGUCCAACUGAGCUGUAUCCGACGUUGGCUGAAAAGAAAGCGGCCCUGCAGAAAUUCAAAUCACAACUUCAAGAUAACAAUUUGCAUAAGAGUGCGUUGAAACAAUUGCAGAACAAAGCAUCCUCAUUGUCCGAUGAAGAAGCCGAACAGCGGGUUGCCCAAUCCAUAAAUGAGUAUGAUACACUUAGCAAGAAUCUAAAUGAACGAAUUGCAAUUCUGGAAAAUCAAGUGGCUAAUCACGAGGCAUACGAUCAAAUCCUUGAAAAGUCGCACGAUUGGCUGACUGCGCUGAAGGCCGAAGCAACUGAUAUUCUGAACGAAGGUACAUUUGAAAAGGAUGGAGCUGAAGAGAAGUUGAUUGUCGUUGAGAAUAUGAUCAUGCAACGACCAGAAGGAGAAAAGAUUUUCACAGCUUGUCACAAACAGCUCCAAACUGUGCUACAACAAACCCAUCCAAAGGGUCAUCCAGCGUUAAUAAAUGUCUACGAGAGUCAGAAGCAUUCGUGGGAUGAGUUCAUUAACUUGUGUGAGGCGUCAAUGUCAAAGCUGAAACAGUUAUGCACUAAGUGGGACGAAUUUGAGAACAUAAUCGAGAGAUUAGAUGCUUGGCUGAAGCAAACCGAAAAUGUUGUCCGUGAUCAGAGUUUGAAGAGCACUGCUGAGAAGAAGGAAGAACAUUUGAAAAAGUUGAUUAAAGUUAACGCGGAAAUUGCAGCCAAAGCAGCCGAAAUAUCGAACAUCGUUGAACAAGGACACGAAAUCGAAGGCGAGACUGAUUUGAAUCUGCGAGUGUCACGUUUGAAUACUCGCUAUCAAACGCUGAAGAAUAUUUGCAAAGAAAGCAUUGGCAGAUACGAAAUCUACACGAAGGAUCACAAAACAUUCAACAACGACUAUGAAGUGUUCAAAAAUGAGCUACUUGAAUCUAUCAAAGAUCUAGAGAACAACGGCGAAGUUAUUGGUGACUAUGCCAUUCUGCAAGAUCGUCAAAACAAAAUUCGUUCAAUGUCGGAAAAACGUAUUAACGACAGCACCAUGUUCGAAGCUUUGAUAGACCGUGGCGAAAAGCUCUACACUCACACCAGCCCCGAUGGCAGGGAGAUCAUACGUCAACAGUUACGCCUACUUCGCACAUCUUGGGAUAAUUUCACCGACGACCUAAAUUCGUCGACUCAAAAACUGGAUCAGUGUCUGCUACAGUUCGGUGAAUUCACUGCUGCUCAAGAACAAUUGACCAAAUGGUUGAAAGAUGUCGAAAAGUCAAUGGAAAUUCACACGGAAUUGAAAGCAACGUUACAAGAAAAACGUGCCCAGCUACAGAACCACAAACUGAUGCACCAAGAAAUCAUAUCGCAUAAUGCGUUGGUGGAGUCUGUUUGUGACAAAGCUCAACACUUAGUCGAUCAAACGAAAGACUCGUCGCUGAACAUUUACAUCCAAUCAAUUCGUCAAUUAUUCGGUAACAUUGUGUCAAAAUCACAGGAUUUGCUAGAGAAUUUGGAAGGAUGUGCUCAGGCGCAUCACGACUUCAAUGUAGACAUAGCAAAUCUGAAGAGCUGGUUGAAUAGUGAAAUGGAAAAAUUGUUGGAAUGUGACGAUACAACAGGAGAGAAGAGUGACAUCAACAGAAAGUUGAACAGCUUAGAUUUGCUGAAAAACAAUAAAGCAGCUGGGGACAAGAUGUUGAACGAACUGCUAGAGAAAUAUCAAAUUGUCAAGAAGAGCACGUCACCUAAGGGUGUAGAGAUUCUCAACAAGGAAUUGGAUGACCUAACGAAGUCUUAUGCAAAUCAUUACAACGACAUAAAUGCUACAGACGACAGGCUUCGCACGACGCUGCAACAAUGGAAAGACUUCGAAAAGAAUUUGGACGAUCUAACGAAAUGGUGUCGCAAUUCGGAAGCGAUUUUCAGAGAUCAACAACUUCAAUCAACUCUCAGUCAAAAGGCCAAACAAUUAGGUGUCUUCAAAGAACAACGAGAGAACAUUCUGCAAAAACAGAAACUAAUUGAUGAGUUCAUGGAUGAAGCUAGCAGUCUACUGAAUAACAGCGAAGCCGAUCGAUUAAAAACCCUGAUUUCACAGCUGACAAACCGCUACCAGUUAUUGCAAGUUCUUAGUAAGGAGGUCGUAAAUCGAUGGGCAACAAUGGCUGAGGAUCACCAGCGCUACGAAGACAAAUUGAAAGAGGUCACCACGUGGAUGGAGCCAGUAGAAAAGAAACUUGACCUAGCUAUGAAAGAGGAGCCAGGAGCUGGAACAGCUACCAAUUUGCUACAAUUCUUACUCAACGAACGUGACCAAGCUGAGGGAUUACUGUCCAAUCUAACAAGUCUGGGAGAAAAGGCUCUUCCGGAAACAUCCACUCAAGGCAGAGAAAGACUCCGAGCUGAGAUGAGAAAUGUUCGCGAUAAAUGGGAUAAACUGGACGAAGGAAUACGCAACUUACAGAAACGUCAAGAAGCCCAAACCCUUCAAUGGUCUAGCUACCAAGAUAUGUUACAGCAAACCCUGUCUUGGCUGGAUACAAUGGAACACUGUCUCCAACAGGAGAAUCCGAAUACAUGGACAUCACCACAAGAAAUCCGAUCGAAGCUUUUCAAAUUCAAGGCGUCGUUGCAAGAAAUUUCUUCUCACAAACGCAUCAUCGAGGCUGUGAGUGACAAAGCAACAGCUUUGAUACAAAGUAAUGCUAUUUCGAAUCCGGACGAGGUGCAAGCUACAGUUGCUGAUAUAAAUGAACGUUACGAUAAGCUGGUAGCUAAUUGCUCGAAAAUUAUAUCGCAAUUGGAUGAAGCGAUUGAAGUGUUCCAACAAUUUAGUGACUUGCAAAAAUCGCAACAAGACCACCAGAAGAACCUCUGGGACCGUUUAACUGGUUACUCUGAUUAUUCAGGCAGUAAACCAGCGCUCCAAACUCGACUGGCUAAAGUGAACGAAAUCCAAUAUUCGCUACCGGAGAGCACACUAAAGUUGCAAACUCUGGCCAAUCACAUCGAACAAAAGACAUCGGGAAUUCCAGCUCGCUGUAAAGAGGCUAUGACCCGUGAUCUGACCAACUUGAAUGUUGAUUUUGAACGCUUUACCUCAGCAUUGAGUGAUGUUAAAAGUGCUCUGGAAAAUCGAUUGCAACAGUGGAACGAUUACGAGCACAAUUUGGACCGACUUAUCACAUGGCUGGGUGACGCUGAAAGUAGUUUGAAGAACUAUUCACCGCGUUCGACCUUGGAAGAAAAACAGGACCAGUUCAACAAAUUUCAGACACUAAUCGUCAGUCUUCGUCAAAACGAAUCUGAAUUUGAUAAAAUGACCGACGAAUCAUCUGAAUUGAUUCAAAGCAGCGGUGAAACCCGUAUAUCCGUCAACGUUCAACAAGUAACGUCGCGGUUCCAAUCCAUUCAGACAACUGCCAAAGAAAUUGUUAAGAAAUGCGAACAGGCUGUGACCGAUCACCAGCAAUACAAUGACAAAUACAAGCAAUGCUCGAAUUGGAUUUCAGCUGCCCAAGUCAAAUACAAUAAGUGUUGUGACAACACACAGGCUGGCUCCAGACAAGAUUUGUCGGAUAAUAACAAGGCAAUUGAGGAAUUAUUGGCUCAGCAUGGAAGUGCCACGUUGUUGCUGAAUAAUACCAUAGAGUUUGGCGAAAAAUUAUAUCCGAGUACUGCACUUGAGGGCAGGGAAGCGGUUCGUCUUCAAUUGGAAGAUUUAACACAAGCAAUGGAGCAACUUUACGAUAAUGUACAUAGCACGGCUCGAUUGUUACAAGGAAAGCUAUCCAAAUGGUCCGGUUUCGAUGAAACCGCUGAAAAAUUACAGACGUGGUUAACAGCGUUGGAAAAACAAAUUCAACCGGAAAUAGAACUCCGCACUACAUUGGAUGAGAAACGCGGACAAUUACAAACGUACAGAGAUGUUCUCGGCGAUAUUCAAAAUCAUCAAGCGGACAUUAUCAAUUUGAAAGACAUAACGGAAAAUCUACCGGAAAAGAGCGACAUAAUCGAACAACGCUUCACGGCCAUAAAAGACAUGUUCAAUAAAUUGCAGAAGAGAGUCCAAGGAUUCGUGGAACGAUAUGAAAAUAUUGUCAGCGAUCACCAGCAAUACUGUAAAGCAGUCCAAGACACUCAAGAAUUCAUUGAAGCCACACAGAAUACAGUGGAUUUAUGGGGAGAUCUUGAAUUGGAACGCGUAUCACUUAGCACAAACUUGGAUCGUCUAAAGAAUUUGCAAGCCAGUUUAAGUGACGAAACACCACGAAUCGAUCAGAUAAGGCGAUUGGGAGAAAAGGUCAUCCCUGGAACGGUCGAAUCCGGUCAAGUGAACAUUCAAUCGCAAAUCGACUGUUCGCAACAAGAAUGGGAAGGACUACUGUCGCUGAUACAAUCAACCGUUGAAAGCAUUGAGAACAAGUUGCAGCAAUGGGAUGAAUAUGAAAAGCUCAAAGAACAGUGUACGGCGUGGAUUCAACGUACCGAUAUGCAGUUACAUGCAGUUGAUUUGAAGGCAACAAAUCAAGAGAAGAAAGAGCAACUAGACGCGCUGAAGACAUUGCAAGGUGAAGUACGUGCAAAGGAACUAGAAAUCGACAAUGUGAAUGACAGAGCCCAAUUACUUUACAAGGGAUUGGCCAGUACAAGAUACUCACAAGUAUCCGAUCUCGUUCCGAAAUAUCAGCAAGUUUCACACAAAGUUAAAGAAUUGAACACACGCUGGCAACAGUAUGUCACAAGUCAUCAGGAAUUUGACAAUCAAAUUUCUGAAUGUACGCAAUGGUUGGACGACAUAAAAGACAAACUGGAAUACUGUUCUGACCUCAGUGCAACUUCCCAAAAGGACUUGGAACAAAAACUGGCCACUAUUCAAGAUCUUCUCUUGCUGAAAGACGAGGGUUUCGCCAAAGUUCAAUCGAUCGUUGAGUUGGCUCAAAGUGUUUUGGCUAACACAGCUCCAGCUGGUCACGAUACAAUCAACAAAUCCUUGGCACAGCUACAAGAUGACUGGUCAGCACUGGCUUCCAAAAUGGUCGACAUCAAAUCUAAUUUGGGUGAAUCAAUUAAUCAGUGGUCCGGCUUUUUGGAACAAAUUCAAAAUGUUAACAAAACUGUCGAGUGGUUGGAUGGAGUGGUAAAAGAAUUGUCAGAACAUCAGACCACAAUGCCAGAGAAGAAAGCUCAACUCGAACGUAUCAGAACCACGGAUGAGAAAGUGCGCUUGGAAAAGAUCGAUGUUGACACAUUGAAAACUAAGGCAGCUGAAAUGCUUGCCAGUGGUCAACAGAGUCAAGCAGCCUAUCAAGCCCAACAAAUUCUAAAUAAAUUCGAUUAUUUGGCCGAUAAGGUUAGAAAACUGUUGGCUGAUCGCGAGGAGCAAUAUCGUGAUCAUCGACUAUUUAAGGAGGCAUACGACGACUUAUCCAACUGGAUUACACGAGCUCGUGAGAAAUUCCCAUCACUAAGACAACGACCGCUUAGCGACAAAUUAGCCAUAGAGAAUGCGGUUGGUCCAAUCGAUGCUUUGUUGAAUAAACAAGCUCAAGGCGAACUGCUUGUGGAGCAUUUGAUUCAUACUGGCGAAGUUACAUUAGCGUCAACCUCACAACAAGGCAAAGAUGCAAUCAAAAAUGACAUUCGAUCGAUACGCGAAAAUUUCGAAGGUCUGUUCAGGGAAUUGACACAAGAAAAGGAUCAAUUGGAAGCGACUUUGAUCCAUUGGCGAGACUACAAAGAAGAAUACGAACGAUUGUCAGAAUGGCUUCAACAAAUUGAUAUUUUAGUCAAAAAUCAUAAGCUCGCUCUCCUUCCGAAUCUUGAAGAGAAGAAGAAGCAAGUGGUUGAUAUGAAAGGAAUAUUGGACCGACUUUUGAGAGGAAAAAGUGAUUUCGAUAAAUUUGAAGCGUCCGCCUCUCACUUACUAUCGUCGCAUCUGGACACAUAUGUUGGUAAUCAGUUGAAGCACCUUAUUUCACGUUACCAGGUCCAAGUCAAUCUGGCCAAGGACGUAAUGAAAAAAGUGGAAACCAAUCACGAUCAACACAAAGACUACAACGAUAACUUACAAAAGUCUCAGAAAUGGAUUGAAAAUGCUAGAGAAACAAUUCGCAGUUGUAGUGAAGCGUCGAGUGCCAGUAGUAAAGAUGUCUUGCAACAACGUCUUCUUCAAAUUCAAGACUUGAUUCGACGACGAGAAGAAGGCCAAAGUCUUAUUCAUAUGACCAUAAACAACGGCGAAAAAGUUAUCCGAAAUACACGUUCCGAUGGCAAAGAAGCAAUCAACAACGAAAUCAAAGAGCUUCAAAACGACUGGGAUCGUCUAGUCAAGAAAAUGUCAACUGCUAAAGUUCAUCUGGAAACAUCGCUACUUCAAUGGGCUGACUACAGUUCCAGUUACUCACAAUUGUCGCAAUGGAUCACUGAACGAGAAGCCAAGUUACAACAAGUAUGUGAACAGAAAGUGGCUAAAUCUAAGAGAGGACAACCUACCCUCAGCUCAGGAUUGUCGGAACGAAAAGCCAAUCUGCGACAGACCAACAAUAUCGUUCAGGACAUUGUUUCUUUUGAGCCCAUGAUUCAGUCGGUCACUUCGAAAGCAUCCGAUCUUCUGCAAGCAGCCCCAGCAUCGGAAAUAUCUACCAAAUACGAAACAUUGAGCAAGCAAGCGAAAGACUUGUACGAGAAGCAAAAGGAAGCAGUUGAACAGCAUCAGGCAUUGAUUGAUGCUGAAAAUGAGUUUGCCCAAUGGCUUCGAACAUCGAAAGAGCGACUAGGUCCGUGCUCAGAACCAACGGGCGACAAAGAGACUUUAUCUGCGAAAAUAGCCCAAUUGACAAUUUUGGAAAAUGAGAUCGAAGAUGGUCAGAAGAAAUUGGAUAAAACUCUGGAGCAGGGAGAGAUCGCCGUUCAACACUCCGAGCCUGAGGACAAACUUUUGAUUGAAGAAGCUGUUGCCUUCCUACAAGAAGAGUUCGACAAUUACGUUGAUACCCUAAAAUCAGCUAAGAGUCAACUCGAAAUUGCGAUAGUUAAGUGGACCGAAUACGAAGAUCAAUACAGCGAUGCUCUCGACUGGCUAAAUAAAACUGAGGCAGAAGUCCAAUCGUUCAACAAAUUGCAAGACAGCCUCGAAGACAAAAAAUGUGUACUGGAGCAAUUCCAAGCCCAUCUACAAACGCUGUUCGACUGGCAAAAAGAAUUGGACAAUUUGAACGUUUUGGCUCAGUCUCUUCUGGAAACAUGCGCAGAUACCAGAAUUAGCAAUGCCGUUACACAGUUGACCACCAAGUACAAUGCUCUACUCUCGUUGGCCAAGGAAAUAAUGCGACGUCUGGAGUUACACUACCAAGAACAUCAACAACAUCACAGCUUGUAUGAAGAGUGUCAGUAUUGGGUGGAGAGAACACGAGAAAAACUCAAGGACUGUGAAGACAUACCGAGUACGUUGACUGAAGUUCAAAUCAAAUUGAAUACCGUCAAAAGCAUUCGUCAAGGUUUUGAACAAGGCCAGAACAAACUCAGAUACGCUUUGGAGCUCAAAGAGAAGGUCAUCAUGAACACAGAAGUUAGUGGAGCCGCCAAGAUCGAAGAAGAUACCGAGAACUUGAAAUUGGAAUUCGACUCACUGCUCGUUAGUAUCACAGAAAUCAGACAAAAACUGACCGCACGUCUCGGCCAACUCGAAGAAAUUUUCAAACUUUACAAAGUUUUGGUGGAGUGGCUGGACGAGAUUGAACCGAAUUUACUUGAGGUGGAUUCAUUCUUGAAUGAUCUCAGCGAGAAACGAUCUGCUCUGGAAAAGUUUAGAGCUCUGCAGCGCGAAAUAAAUAGCCACAGCGAAAUGGUUGAGAAAAUUAAUCAGCGAUUAACUGAAGACAGUAAUUUGAAUCGCAGAGAAUUCGCUGAUGGAUUGCAACGAUUCGAAAACAUCCAAGAAAUUGUUGGCAAAAAUAUUGAGAAAAUUGAAAAUCAAGUCAACAACCACGAAAAGUUCAAACUUGCUUUCAGUGAAAUUUAUGAAUGGAUUCGCAAGACUAGAAUGGACAUCCAACAGUGCUCCGAUUCGCACGGCGAAAAGGACUCGGUCAUGAGCAAAUUGGCAAAACUUCAAGACAUCGAUUUGUCACUACCGGAAGGUAAAAUUCUAAUGGAAACUGCCAUCGGACUCAGUCAGAACGUGAUCGAUACCAGCGGCAGCGAAGGACAAGAUUUGGUCAAACAAGAAAUUCGACAGCUCAAAUUCGAUUGGGACAGUUUACAGCAAAUGUCCAAGGAAGCGCACGAUUCACUGAAUCAGUGCAUUGCGUCGUGGAACAAUUUCACCAGCAAGUUCGAUAAAAUUAACAAAUGGAUCGACGAAUAUUCGAAGAAGGUGCGAGUCGAGAGCGAUAAAGAGAAUAAAACACCGGAAGAUCUCGUGAGGUGUAAGAAACUUCUAGCGGAAGUCUUAGCCGAAAAGGAAGCGGUGGAGGAGUUGAACGACGCCUGCGAAAUUUUGAUGGAACACAGUGCUUGUACGAGAGUGCGUGACCAGACGGUUGAAACACAAGCCAACUACACAAAGUUAUUGACUUCGGCUCAAGGACUUGUAGCCAAGGUUGAGAAAAAUCUGUCCGAUCACACCGAAUUCCUGAACUACAAAAACGAAAUGGACAAAUGGCUUGCUAAAGCCAACGAAACACUGGAAAGUUGUUUCGGCAAUGGCACUGAAAAUGAGACAAAACAAAAAUUAGAAACAGUUACGACAUUAUCGAACCGUAUUCCUGAAGGAAAACAUCUGCUGGGCAUGGUCCAAGACGCAUUUACUAAAGCCACAAAUGUAACACCGGAGGACAAACAAGACGAUCUUCGUACUCACAUGUCAACGUUACGCGAAUCGUGGGAACAUUUCACGAUGAAUGUACCGGAAAUUUUGGCUACUCUGAAGUCAGCUUUGAAUCGGUUUGACGAAUACAACGACUCGAAACAACGAUUCGAGAAGUGGUUAACGGAAACUGAACAAACUCUAACCGCAAUGCCGGAAACCAGAGGCGAAUUGAGUGAAAUGAAAACGAUGCUUGAGCGAUUCAAACACUUGCAGGAACAAAUCACUGCUAAGCAUAACGAUUUGGAUCAUUUAACUGGUGAAGCAAAGGAUUUGAGUUCAUGGUCUAGAGCUGCUACUCAACUGGAAGAUAUAAGUAAAUUGCAGGCACGUUGGGAGAAACUAAAUGCCGAAUGCUCUCGUCGUAUUCAAAUAGUCGAAGCUGAAGUUAGCAACUACAAUUCGUAUCACCAAAAGUUGCAAGAAGCCGAAAAAUGGCUGCUGCAAGUAUCCUUCCAGUUAAUGGCACACAAUUCACUUUACAUUACGAAUCGUGAACAAACACAAGAGCAAAUCAAUCAGCAUGAAAUACUGUUGGACGACAUUCAAAAGUAUCAGAACAAUUUGGAUGAUUUGCGUGCCAAGGGCCAGAGUCAAAUUGAACGUUACGAGCAAACAACGCCGAACAUCCGUAACACCAUCGAAACCCAGUUGAAAAACAUUCAAGACAGCUACAACGCUUUGCUGAACACCUCAAUUCAGAUUCGCAAUCGCCUGCACGAAUCGUUGGCCAAAUUCCAGGAAUACGAAAACACCAUCGACUCAAUCAUGCACAAUUUGGAGAAUUACGAGCCAAUCAUCACCACAGAAUUGGAAGAGCCGGCAACGGAUUUGUCUAUGGCUCAAAAACAAUUGAAAUUGGCCCAAAGUCUGCACAGUAAACUUCAAGCCGAGAAAUCACGUUUGGCUGUUGCCGUUCAAGCUUGUGAAGCAGCAACGGCCAGUAUCAGCCGACCGAGCUCACCGCUGGAAACUGCCAUGCAACCCAUCCCGGAGAAGGAGUUAAUGGUUCGGGCCAAAUUGGAAGAUCUUAUUGAUCAGGUAAGAAUGAAGAGACCUAUUCGCACUGUCCGCAACGAGGACCUUGACGUUGAUGUUGUAGAUAGGAUUGAGAACUUCCGAUUUAUUGUGGAUAAGUUGAAUUCUUUUGGUCACCUUACCAAAUUGCAUGUACUAAUCAACAAGGUUCAAUCACAUUUAAGUGGAUUGUCCACAACUGUUAAUGAAUUAGAACAUCAACAAAAGCAACGCUCCGAACUGACCGAUUGGAUCAAGAAGCAACAAGCAGCAGUUUCGGACUGGUCAACCAGACCAUCAAAACUACGUCCUGAAGCAGCCAAACAAGAACUGAUUUCGAUGAACGAUCUACUCAACUCGGUUGGAGACAAACGUUCACAAUUGAUGACUGAAAUGACGGGAUCAUUUGCCGAUGAUGACACUUCCGACAUCGAACAACAGCUCGACAAACUGGAAACCGAUCUAAUGGAUUCCAUUGCUAGAAAAACAUCCGGCCAAAAUAUCAUCGACACCUACCGUAAUGCCAUUGCAGAUAUGCAUUCGUGGUUCGAUAAUUUGAUCAAGAAAAUGGAUGUGCUUGACAAGGGAAGUGGACUGAAUUGCGUUCAGAAAGUGGAAGCAAUCACCGAAAUCAAAUCCGAUUUCGACGAACAGGGACCGUUGAAGAUGAAAGAUCUUAAGCAGAAGAGUCACGACGUUCACGAAAUCAUCAGUAAUUUGGAUGGUCAGCAAGUCGACGAACAGAUGAAGUCCAUCGACCGGCGAUACAAUGACAUUUCGAAACGUAUUGAACGAAAGGUGCAAAUAUUCGAUAUCACCAACCGUGGCGUUGAAAGUGCUAGAGGUGAAAUUGAACAAAUUGACAAUUGGACGAAGCAGCAAAUAAAUGAAUUGCAAUCACCGCAAGCACUCGGUUAUGAAAGUAAAUCUGCGGAUUCGCGUCUACAGAAACUGAAAGCUUUGACGAAAGAAUCGGACGCAAAACAAGCUUUGGCUGAGACAUUGGAGAAACGAGUGGCGAAUAUGCAAAACGAACUGGAGCCACUCGAGAAGUCUCAGUUAGACACGGAACUUAGAAAUUUGUCGGCCACACAAAAACAAUUGGCCGGUCUUAUACAAUCAGAGAUUGGUCUAGUGUCAGAAGCAGCGCAGGCACGCAAAAAACUGGAACACGAUUUGGAAAAAGCAAAACUUUGGCUCAAAGCCAAACUUACCGACGUGCGUAAAAUGUCCGGAUAUCUGCCACUCCAAUCUGCAUCCGUGGAGAAGGACAUUCAAACAUGUAAACAGAACGAAUCGGAUAUUAAGGAAUUCCAAGAAGGUCUGCUCAACGAUGUUUCGAAUCAAGGCAAAAAUAUUCUCAAAAAUUGUCCCGAAGAUGAAAAGGAGUAUCUGCAGAAAUUGCUGAAUGAAAUCGAAGUUGACUUUAAAACGCUCAAAGAGGAAUCCGGCAAUAAAAUGAAAUCGUUGAAUGAACUGUUGCAAGGACGCAAACUGUUCGAAGCUGAUGUCUUGAAGUUAAAUGACUGGCUAAACGAAGCCGACAUUAGUUGUUCGGGUGAAAUUCGCACUACCAAUUUACCUACACUUGAAGAACAGUUGGUCAAAUAUCGUCAGCUCAGUGAUGCCGGUAAGGUGAUGGGAGAGCUUUUAUCGUCGAUCAAUGAUCAAGGGAAGGCUGUUGCUCCAACACUAAGCAAUGCGGAAAAAUUGAAACUCAAUGAGCAAUUGAAGAGCCUCAAAGACAGAUACGCAAAGAUUAUGAAUGGAAUCAAUGAGAAAAUCCGAAAUCUUCAAGAUAACAUCAAGAAAUACAAAGACGCCAAGGCAAAAUUGGCCGAAUGCGUUCAAUUUUUGAAUGCCGUUCAGCAAGAAAUUCGAGAUCUUAAGAAACCAAUCGGCAGCAAAAUCGAAGAUGUUCAAAGCUUACUAUCGUCGUACGAACGUAUACUAGCCGACUUGAAGGACAGCAAAGCAAAAAUGGGCGAUCUUCAAGUUGACAACUUGCCAGAAUUACAAAGCAUAUUAUCGCAACAAGACGAUAUGAUCAAGCUGAUAGAAGACCAAUUGGCACAUCUGCGCCAACUGUUACUCCUUCGUGAACAAUUCAUAGCGUUGAUUAAUGAAAUCAUCACGUUCAUCAUGCAGUACACAUCUGUUAUAACCGACAUUGAGAAGUCACCCGACACAAUCGAAGACAAGAUAAAGCAAUACGGUGAUGUUAUAGUGAAGAUCCAAGAAUGCGAAGCCCUGCUAGCGUCAGCCAAUGACAAGGGACAAAAGAUUGCUUCCGAAGGUAAUGCCGCUGAUCGAAACAGCAUCACCGAGCAAUUACAAUCACUCAAGCAACAGCUACAAAAUCUGAGGAAACUUGUCGAAACGCAACGGCAAAAGCAUGAAUUAACUUUGGCCGAACACAAAAAGAUGGCUGCCGAUCUGACUGAAGUACUCGAUUGGUUACACGACAACGAAGGUAUCGUAAAAUCCCGUCCGUUGUUGGAUAGAGAUCCUGAUUCGGUUGAACGUGAAAUUCAGAAGCACAAAUCAUUUUCCUCGGACGUGAACAGCCACUUGAACAAAAUCAAGGCAAUCAAUAAACAAACCGAAAAUGAGCAGGGAAUGCCUGGAUCGUUAAUGGAAAUGAUUUCGGAGGGCAGGUCACUGGUGGCAACGCUUCCAAGCGAACUGGAAGAGCGUGAAAAAUAUCUGGUCAGCAGCAAGCAACAUCGCUUGGACUACAUGAUGUUAGUGGGUAAAUUCAACGAUUGGAUUCACGAAGCCGAAAUUCGUUUACAAAACGGUAACCAUGGCAUUGACUACGAAAAUAUCAUGACCGAUUUGGAGGAACACAAAAUAUUCUUCAGCACUGAGCCAACCAUCAAAGAUUUGGUAUCUAAACAAAUCCAAAGUGCGGCGGAUAAGAUUUGGCCAUCGUUGAACAAAAUGGAACAGGAAGAACUGUCCCGAGAGUUGCAGCAUCAUACACAAGUGCUGAAAAAUACGCUGAACUCGGCCAAAUCACAAAGAGCCCAGCUCGAACAAGACGGUGAAGUGUGGAAGAGCUACUGCCAAAUGAACGACAAAAUCCGAACAAUUAUGGCACGAAUCGAAUUCGACGAUCAACCUGUGGCCAAUUUGGCGGGAUUGCAGUUCAAUAUGCAGAAGAUUGCGCACGCUAAGAAUGAAUUGAAGUCACAUCAAGGUGAAUUAGACUUACUAAACGAAAAAGCCCGUGAAAUUCUACGUCAAGCUGAUCCGGUCAAUCGAUCCAAAAUCGAGCAACAGAACACCGAUACCAAUAAACAGUGGACCGAUUUGUUGAACAAUUUGGAAAAUCGUCGUGAAGCAUUGUCGACAUUGGCACAGCAUUGGGAAGAUUUCGAUAACAAGUAUCUAGCAUUUGAAAGCCAAAUAACACGUCUGGACGAACGAUCGAAACAUGUCGAUCCAGUGGUGAGGUCCAGACGACAGUUGGAAGAUACUAAGAAUGUCAUUCAGGAACUACUCAGUGAAAGUGAAGAUCUUAAAUCAAUACAUCAAGAGGUUACGACCCUCUCAAAAUCCAUCAUCUCAUUCCUUGGGAAAGUACACCAAUCCUCUGCUGAUGCCCUGCAGGGCAAACUCGACCAGCUCGGAAAACUAUACAAAUCACUAAAGGACACACUACACGAAAAGGAUACCAAAGCGAACAAAGAUUUGGACGAUAUUGAAGCGAUCUUCUGUAGCAUUUCCGAUUUACAAGAUACAAUCAACGCCUUACUCGAAGAGCUAUCAGAGCUUUACGUAUUCGGUGACGAUCAGCAGAAGAUCGAAGAGGAAUUGAAGAAACUACGAUCGUCCGUUGCACAAGCGAUUGACAAUAGCAAAACACUUAUCAAGGAAACGCAAGAGAAUUACAUCAAACAACAGAAUCUGGUACCGUCAGACGUUGGACAAGAAUUGACUUCAUUGGAAUUGUUAUCGGAACAGUUACACGGCGCCAUGGAAGAGAAAAACAGAGAAUUCAAGAGAGCCAAGACUGUGCGCACUGAAUACGUGACUGGUGUUGAUCAUGUACAGACUUGGUUACACAAUGCCGAGCUGCGCAUUCAGGAUCGGUCAAUGGAACCGUUACAAAUGAAAGAAACGUUGACCAAAAUUCAUCACGAAAUUAUCGGAAUCCAGGAACGAAUGGAUUCGGUCCGUAUGAAUGGCGGGAUCAUUAUGGACAAAAGUCGAAAUGACCGAGAAAAGGAAUUGGUUCAGACCACAAUUGAUCAAUUGAAUCAACAGUUGGGACAAAUUAGGGGCUGGAUCGAUGAAAAGAAACAGCAAGUUGGAGAUUCAUUAGACGCCUGGACACGGUUUAUGAAUUUGUAUCAAAUUGUAAUGUCAUGGGCGGCUGAGAAACGAACCUUUGUUGCGGAAGCAAUGAAAAUCACCACAUUAUAUGAAGCCAGACAAAAACUUAAUGAUUAUUCUAAUGCCGUAAAAAGCAUUAAACCGAUCGUUAAGAACUUAAGUGAAAUGGACAAGGAAUUGGAAUCGAUCACGCAGGUAACUACGGUUGGCGACCUUAGAGGUAAACUAAUUGAAGCUGAAGAGGCGAAAGUCGAAGUGGAGGCUGUUCUUCUUGAGAGGAACGCCCUUCUCCAAGAAACCGCCGAAGAAUGGGAACAAUGUGAAAAGAAACUGAAAGACGUUCGCACGUGGAUCGACAAAACAAAGACUGUUCUUGAAUCACCGCAACACAAAAAGAAACCCCUUCGUGAUCAAGUUGGCCUAUGCGAGAAAUACUUAGCCGACUCAUCCAUACAAAAGACUAAAAUCCAAAUGUCCAUCGAGAAGUUGCAGGUUCAUUUCCGGGCUGGCAUUGGUGGUGACACACAAAUUUGUGAAACAGCCACCGGUAUCGUACACGAUUUGGAUGAGUUGAGUGAUUUAGUGAAAGCUAAAAAUAACAGUCUCGAACGAACGUUGGCUCAAUUGGACACAUAUCAACAGCAGAUACAAUCGUUACGUCAGAAGAUAUUACACGAAGAGCAACAAUUACGAUUGGUAUUGGCGCCAACAUAUUUGCCGCACGAUCGUGAGAAAGCUGUUACGGAACAACAGGAGUUGUUAUCACUUGAAAUCGAUCAGCUACUUGCAUCAAUUGUAUCAUCGGAGCAUGGAAUUGAGAAUUUGCCAAAUGAUAGCCUAGAUAGUAUGCUGAAAGGACUGAAGCUCAUCUUUAUCAACUUACAACAGUACAAAGACGACGCCGACCAAUUAACCCAACUGAGAGCCGAGAUUCCUGACGAUCAACACCUUGAUUUUGUGUUGAUGCAAAUCAAGGACAAAAUCAAUUCACUUACGGUGAAAGCCAAUCACGGAAUGGAUUUACUUCAGGAAACCAUUGAUGCCCAAAGACGUCGAAAAUCGGAGAUUGAGAAAUACCAAAAUUUACUCGGCGAUAUCGAAACUUGGCUCACCACUGUCAACGUUCCCGUUAAUACAGCAGAGAACAUAUCGAACGACGAAGCAACUAUCAUUGAUGAACUCAACGAGAACAACUUCAUUGCCAGCAAGUUAAAGGAGAAAUUACAAUCGCUGCAGGACCUUCAGUCGAAUUGUGAAAAUCUAACAGCCUAUAAUGACGUCCAACCUUUGGCAAUCACACUGUCAGAGCAAUUGACGAUUAUUAUCAAUUUGAUCAGAGAACAGCAACUUGUAAUAACAACGCGUACCGAAUAUCUUCAACAGCAUCUGCAACAGUUAAGAGAACAACCAGUCAGCAUUCAGUCUACAGAUAAUACGAUAGAUUCCAGCCCAAUGCCGGAAGAUGAAAUUGUAGAGCCAAAAGUACUUCCCAUCGAACCAACGCAACCAGUUACAUCCACUCAAGUAUACGAAGUCGAGACACAAACCAGCGAAAGUCUUCAAAAACCGGUCAAGCAAACUCCAAUUGAUGAAGAGCAGCAAACGAGUUUCCCUCUAGAUAGCAAAACCGCCGUUGAAACAUUCGACACAUCUGUGCAAACGCUGAAGGAAAAGAAACCCACCGACAACAUUUCCGUUAUUCAGACCUAUUCUGAUGGUCAUGAAACCAUCAAAUUCGAAUCGGCUCCUAACCCGACCAUCAGUGAAAUCACUGAGGAUGUAUUUGUGGACGCCAAAUAUCAACAGGUUCCACCAGGUGAAACAAUUCGCUCAUCUGAACUCGUACUACGUAACGUACCGCAAUCGUUCGAGACUACCUUUACUGAACCCGAUGAAACAACUACCGAAGUGGUUUGCGAUCCAGAUGGAACGAAACGAAUUAUAGUUCGAAAAUUGACGAGAACAACACAGCACGUUCUGCAACAGAACCAACAACAACAAUUCACAACGGUGUCCACUUUAGUGGGAGCAGAUAACAUUCCAGUUACGCAAUCUGUGUCUCAAAUCAAUUUACAGAAUCAAGUUUCCACAAAUACGAUCACCGCUGGUGGUGGAACGACUACAACAAUUUCCAAAACCGGAAAAGGAAUGGUCAUGGCAGGAACAUCACCUGAUUCGAUGGUUGUCCAUGAAUUCGAACAUGAGCCAGUCGUGGAAGAAUACCAUUCUGGCCCUUCAGACGUAAUGCUUCAAGGUACACAGAUGCAAGAAGGUGAUGUCGUUUUUGUCGAUCAAGAGCCUUUGACAUCGGAACAGUUCGAACAGUCCAGUAUCCAAGCUGUUGUACAUCAAGUAACUAGGCGUAUUAUUCGCAAGACCCGGAAAAUAAUUAAAAGAGUUGUGAUCAUUGACGGUAAAGAACAUGUCACUGAAGAAAUUGUAGAAGAACCAGAGGAAGUUGAAAUAACCGAAGAAGAAGUGCCUCAAGUAAACGUCAACAUUGUCAGAACAGUAAACGGAAAAGUAGUUACAUCUGAACAGUACGAAGAACAAGUUCCACAAUCUGGCGUCGGCACAAUCAUAACUGAAGUUGAAGAAAAAAUGCAGUCGAAAGGUGACCCAAUUAAAGAUGUUGACGGAAACACUCAGGUAUUUGAAAUUAUUCAAGCACCCGUAGAGUUGGUUAUUGUUGAUCCUGCACCAGUAGACAUAACUUCUGAAACUGAACUUACAGACGGGAAAUUAGAACCGUCUCAAGUACAACCGGCAAACAUUCAAGAGGAAGAAAAUGUAGAAAAUAUCGAAAAUAUAUGGCCGCAAGAACAUCAUUUGGAACAACAAGGACUGGAGAUAUCACAACGAACUGAGGAAGAAUUAACAAUUAGUGAACCAUCAAUAAAGGAAGAUUCGCUUGUGUCACAAGAAAUUUGGCCACAAAACUUAAACACCGGCUCGGACUUCAUUUUGGAAACUUAUGAAUUCGAUGCCAAGCCACCGUCACCAGUUAUUGAUGAAGUUUAUACACGCGAACUGAUUGAAGAAAUUGACGUUGUGGACAAAAGCGAAAAGAAAACUGAAUCCCCGAAGCAAUCGAUAAGUGAAGUUCAAGAAGUUGUUGAAGAGCGACCAAAGUCAAUUGAAAAAGUACAAAUUGACAUUCAACCAAUGGUUGAGCAGCCUGAACAAAUUGUGCAGACGAUUGAAGAACAAAAGCCCAAAGAAAUUUCAGAAGAAGUGGUUCCGAAAUCACCAGAAUCGAUUGAAGUUACCGUAGAAGUGGUGAAAACAGAAGAAUUGCCUACAACUCCAGUCGAGGAAAAUAUUUUGCUCACACCGAGUCAAGCUGAAGAAAUUAUUGAACAACAAAUCGAACAAUAUAUUGCACACGAAGAAGAUAAGGUUGUUGACACGAUUCUAGAGUCCGUUGAAAAAAUUGAAGAAUCUGUUCCGUCACCACAAGAAUUGAUUGAACCCACAAUAGAAGUGGAGAAGGCGAUCGCACCGUCAGAGCCUGAAGUCACUGAUAUAGUGGAGGAGGUGAUUGAAAAUGUACCUGAAAAGGCGGAUGGUAGUGUGACUUUAAGUGUAGAAGAAACCAUAUUACGGCAAGAUGAAUCAAUUAAAGAAGAACCUGUAGUAGAGCAAUUCCAAGUACCUGAAACAAAACAAAAUACUGAAAUCGUUACCGAGACUGAUACGUCGAUAACAAUUCAAGAAGAAGGAAAACAAUCGAAGGAACCUGAUCAUAUUCCUACAGAAAUGGAAUCCGAACCGGAUUCCCAAUUAAUUAAAGAAGAAACACCGACUCCGAAGGCCGAAGUAAUUCUUGAAGAAGAAACAGCAGAAGAAAUACCUUUGAUUAAACCAAUUCCUACCAUUGAUGUCCGUUUGGCAACUCACCUUUUCUUGGAAGCUGAAGCAGUGGCUGCCGAUCCGCACACUCAAACAAUAAAAGUGUCGCUUCCAGCCAAAGGAACACAAUCUCCUGGGUCUGUAAAGGUCACAAUGAAAGUGGACGCAGAUGAAGAGCAGCCAAAGGUUAACGUCAACCUAGUGGAAGAAAGUCACGUACCAGUGGUUACGGAAAUCAUUGAUGCAGUAGUCGACGACUCUUCGAAAAGCGAUGGCAGCAAACGCAGUCGCAAGAAAAAGAAACGAAAAGACAAGGAAACUCCGUCUAAAGAAGAAUCGCAAGAGGAAUUAUCACUUCAUCCGUCUCUUGACUCUGUUGAACUUAUUGUUGAAGACGAUAACACAAUUUCUGAGCACAUGGAAAUGCCUGAAGAGCAGGUUAUCGUUGGAACUGGUACACCACCGUCAGAUCGAGAAAAUGUGCAAGAAACUGGAUAUGAACCAAUUGACGAAACUGCCGAAGAAGAUCACAAAGACGAUAAGAGCAAGAAGAAGAAGAAAAAGAAGAAACAAAAAGUCAAACCCAUCACUGAUGAUGAGUCAUUAGUAGCAAAGUCUGUAGACGAUGAAUCUCGCGGUGAAGACACACCUUUCGAGUCGGAAUCUGAAGGCGGCGUUAAACAUGAAGAAGAAAAGGAAAUAACGCCAGACGAAUCAGUGAAAAGCAUUUCCGAACCGCAGGAUGAUUCUGUUAAAAUUGUUGAACAUUCAGUGGUGUCGUCAGCAUCCGAAUCGCCAAAACCACUUGUAACUGAAGUCAUUGUCACAAAAUCAGUUGUUGAAGAAACUUUAACCGAAGAUGUUGAACAACAAACAUCCCCAGUGCAAAUGGCUGACACGACUGAAUUGAAAGACCCAGUAAGUUUAGACGUAAGAUCAGUUCAAACAUCCCCUGAACAAAAAGAAGCCACAGUGGAGAUAUCACUUCAAACGUCACCUGAGCCAACUAAUCAGCUCGAACACGAAAUGCAAACAUCUCCAACGGAACAAAGUGAAGCCCAAAUCCAAACCACUCCAGUUAAGUUUGAUGACGAAGAGGAACGAGUGAUAAUUGAACAGACCACCACUGAAAUGCAGACGGAUGCAGUUGAAGCACCAGAACAACGCGAAACAAUUGAAUGUUCGAUUCAAACUACAGUAGUAACGACUGAAGAAAAAGAACUGCAAACGACACCGUCCACAACUCCAAUCAUUGACACUUCCGCUGAAACAGUGUAUCCAUCUGAAGAAAUUGUCAGACCGGUUGCGGAGCAGUUAGUUACUGACAUUUGCAACACUAUUCCGAUCAAAAUACCUCAGACUAACGAAGCAACAAAUACAGAAGUGACCACAACCGUUGAAUCCAUAACGCAGACGUCACCAGUUCAAUUUGCUGGCGACAGGCGAGAUGUGGAAACGCCUUCAUUGACGACUUCAUCUGAAGAACCGUAUGAAAUCCAAAUCGAAGCUUCAUUCACCGUUCCCGAUGGAGGAGUUCAGAGUUUCAAGAAAGGUGAACCAGUUUUGAUGGAGAUUAAGAAAUCCUUUACGAUAGAUGACGAUGGAGUUCCUGUCGAAGUUUUCGACGAUGGUGGUGACGACGACAAUAAGAAAAAGAAAAAGAAGAAGAACAAAAUUAAAAAGAAGAAAGCUGAUACCGCCGAAGUUCAAGUAACAGUCAGUGGAGCGGAUCAAAAAUCGAAAAUUGAUGAGACUCGCAAAUUCCUGGAGGGAGAACAGUAUCAAAAGGAAACUCCAAAGGAAUCUAUAUUUGAACCAGAAUCUCAGAGUACAAUAGAUGACGAUACGAAACCAUCUACCGAAACUGAAACUAUCGAAGUUACAACAAUGAUUGUAAAGACCGAAAUUGUGCCAGAUUCACGAGAAAUUGAACAACCGGAUGAAAAGGAAGCAGAAGUACAGAAACCGGAAGUACAACAACCCGAAGUACAACAACCCGAAGUACAACAACCCGAAGUACAACAACCCGAAGUACAACUACCAGAAGUACAACAACCCGAAGUACAACUACCAGAAGUACAACAACCCGAAGUACAACAACCCGAAGUACAACAACUCGAAGUACAACAAUCGGACGUACUGCAACUGGACAUCCACUCAGAAGCAAUUGCACCUUCAGCACCAACCUUGGAUGCGAUUAAUAAUGCUCCACAUGAUUCAAGUGAAACCGUAUUGCUAACCAUUGAGAAGAAAACUGUGUUCGACACUACCUUCGGAACAACUGAUCAAAAUACGGUUGUCGAUGAAAUUUUGGUUGGAGAAGCUCCCAAGCAACUGGAACCUGAUGUGUCUGCUAUUGCUGAGCCAGAAAAACUUUCCGAAGAACCGAGGCCGGAUGGUAAAUCCAUUACGCAAACCUUCAUAGAUAAUGAACAAUACAUGAAAGUCAGAGAUGAAAUUUCCCAGCCUACAGUUGACACAACAGCAGCCGAAAUUGUUCAACAAGUUGAGACGAUUUCUGGAUUAUCCGAAAAACAGCCGCCUGUUGAAUCUCAACAUGUGGAGAAGGAGAGUGAAGCCACUUCUGAAUCGCCAAAAGACCAAACUGUGAGCCUGAUUAUCACAAAGACUGAAGUAACUUAUGUUCCACCUACGGACGUCGUAGCCGAAAAAGUGGAAGAAAUUCCUCAACAAUCUGGUAUCAUCGAGAAAUAUGUCGAUGUCGAUUCAAUGGCACCGGAUAGAAAGAUAAUUGAUAUUACCAAAUCCUUUAUCGAUGGUGAACAAUAUGAAAAACCGGCACCGUUCCAAUCAAUCUCUGUGAGAGUUGUCGUCGCAACCACUGAACCUGACGAAGCUAGCAUCGAUCAACCGAUUCCUCACGACGUGUUACCAAUUGUCGAAAACCAGCCCACAGAAGAAGAAAAACCAUCUGAGGAAGAGAAUCUCGUUCAACUGACUAUUUCAAAAACAACAGUAACCGAUAGUUUCAAUGAAGAGGACGAACAGCCACCCGUGCAACAACAUGAGGAAAAAGUGGUUCAUCAAAAGAAAUCCUCAAAAUCAAAACCAACUUCCUCCGUAACAAUUGAAGAGGUAAUGUCGCCAACAGAAGAACUGAAUGUUCCACUAACACCUGGCAUGGACAUUGCGGCCGAAUACGAAAGAGUACCAGAUUCGAUUUGGAGCUCAGAUCUAUUGCAACAAAACCGUCCACAACCAUCUUCGCAAGAGCUCAUCGAAGCAGAAAGGCAGGAACAUCCGAGUACAAUUCAUCAACGACCAACAACGCUUGUCUGGACCGAUACAAGUAACGUGAUAUCCAAUCGUAUACGACAAAUCAAUGAUGCUCGCGGUGGAACACACCUCGGAGAUGUUAUACAUUUGGCCACGCUUAGUGAUACUGUUUCGCAAGAGCCAGUCGAAAAUCGCAUCGAGGCAUUGGAAGAAAACUUGGGAACACUUCAGGAGGCUGUUGAUAGACGCGAUACCAUCGUCAUUCAGCGCAGUGUUAUUACUAUCAUUGAAACGAUCUCUACUUGGCUAGAGACCGUUGAAUAUCGUGUAUACCAAUUGCGACAACAAUCAAGCGACGGACCGACCGAAGAAAACAUGCGCAGUUUCGAUGAGUUGAAGCACGAACUACAUGAAAUCCAUGGACAUGUGGCACAAUUUUCGAAAGAUUUGCAAGAUGCUGGCCGUGUUGUCAGUCCUGACGAACGUGAUAAAAUGAACAAAUGUUUUGCAGCAUUAAGUGAUCAAGUCAAGACCAUCGAGGAGGUGACAAAGGAAAGUGAAGUGCAGGCCUCCAGUGAUUUGCAACGAUGGAAUGAGUAUAUUUUACAAAUAGAACAAAUUCUCAUCAACAUCACGAACCUGCAGGAGCGCUUCGAAACCAUUGUGAACACUGAAAUCACAACCGAAGAAAAAUUGGUCCUUUUGGAUGAUUUGGAAAAUCGAAAUCAAGAACAGGGCAGAAACAUUGCUCGCCUGCUAAAGAGUACAUCGAUCAGUUUGAUGAGAGAUUUCCCGAACAAAGAAAUACCCCAAGAAAUCUAUGGCUCGUACGAAGCGUCCAGGAAUUUAGAGAAUAACAUUUUCCUCGAAAGAAGUCGCUUGCUUCAGCUACAAACGCUUGCGGAUGAGUACGAGCAAACGCUAAAUGAAUUCAGUCAAAUCACCCUGCUGGCUGAUACCCUGGUUGAGCAGCCAAUUGUAGCCAGUUCACUGGAAGAAUUACAACAAGAAAUGCAAAAGCAUAGAAAGUUCUUUGUGAAUUUGAGCCACUGCCGUUCGAUUUUGGAAUCAUUGGAAGGCAAUUUGGACAAUGAAACUCGCAUAAAGCAUGCCGAACUACAUCAAAAUCUCUAUGCCAAAGCGUCAGCAAUAUUGGAUAAAGCAUCCGAUAGAGCGCAACGAAUAUCUUUGGCAGCAUCCCGAUGGACUGUUUUAGAGAAGGGAAUGCGAGAAGAGAGACAAUGGCUUCAAGUGGCUCAACAAAGAGUACCAGACUUGUCAGCUGUGACCUCAGCUGACUAUGAUCGUUACAUAACCAUGUACCAGUCACUUAGCACGGACAUUUCCAAUCAUCAUGCCAAAGUCACUCAACUCAUAAAUAACGCCAGCCGACUACAGGAACUGGUUAAUGCUCCCAAUUUGGAAGAGGAAAACAACGAUUCCCUCAUGGUAUUACUAAGACUGAAGGAGGAGGUCAAUUUGUACCUUCGCCGGCUAACGACCUUCCGUGAGAUUUGGAUACAUUUCGAAGCAUUGACCGACAAAUUGGAAGUGUGGAUUAAAGAAGCAGAACGCGACAUUUCACAGAUUGAAUUGCCGAAAGAUUUACGCACACAGCCGAUUGAAAAUAUGCGUCAAUUCUGGGAGAUCAAAGUGCAUCACGAGUUGCACGGCAAUAUUCGAAAUGAUGUGGGACAAAACUUUGAGAAAGCACUUCAAAUUCUGCCUUUGGCUGAUGAAAUGUUACAGCGCCAGUUCCAUGGCCAAUUGGAGGAUCGAUGGACGAGCAUUAGCAAUAAAAUCAAUGCAAUUCAGAAUGCAAUCGUCAACAGCAUUUCCUCGCAAGAUAUUCCAAUCAACGAAAAAUUGGCCAUUUUGGAAAGAGAGCUACAGGAAUUGGAAUUGAAUAUAACGUCGACAAAGGGAGUGAUCAAGAACGAAGAUGAACUGAAUUUGUAUAUUGAACGUAUGCAAGUGCUCAAUACUCGUGUCGGAAUUAUUGCCAACGAACUUGGCCGUGUCGGUAUGCUACCAUCGACCGAACCCGAACGUAUUGGCGAACUAUUCGCACUAUCACACCGCAUUUCGAUGCAAAUUUCUGAGGAAUUGGAAGGAUCACUCAUGCUAAGAGAUCGUCUAAUUGCGAUCCAGCAAGGAAUUCAUCGUAUUCGCAAAACUCAAGCCCAAGACUCGCUAGUUUUAGACGAUUGCGAGUCAUACGAAAAGAUGGGCAGCGAACAAAUCGAAAAGGCCUUCAGUGAAUGUCAAACCAUUUCCGAGGAAUUGAUCGAACAGUGGCAGGAAAUUAUGCGGCUCAGACAGUUACUUCACACAUUGCCAAUGCGACUACGUGUCUCUGUGUCACCGGUCAAAUUGGAGCGUGAUAUUUCGCAGCUUCAAGACGAGCAUGCCGUAUUGGAGUCACGUUGCGGCAAUAUUCUUGGACUGCUGAAGAAUCGUCUGGUUUUGUGGAGACGUUUCGAAAGACAACUGGAAAUCGUUCAUCAAUCUGUGCAGGAGACCGACUACAUGAUGGAAUUGUUGAAAGUGAAUGGACACAUCGAUUACGAACGGUUGAGGAAAACAACGGAGCGAUUAGAGGGUCUGCAUGGUGAUUUGGAUGAACGUGAAAAUUUGCUGGAAGAAUUGCGUUCGACAGCCAAACCACUGAUUGACACAUGUGACACGGAUAUUGCUCAAAACAUUGAUGCUGCCGUUCAAGAAGCAUGGAAUGCUUGGAAUGAUACACGUGCAAACUUAUUGGAUCUAAAGACUAAAUAUCAACGAGCUGUUAAUUUGUGGCAACAAUAUCGCGAAGCUAGUGCAGCUGUGAGGGUGUGGGCCGACGAGCAAAUGGGAACAAUUGGAACAUUGCAGCCCAGCGAUGCUAUCAAACAAGUUCAGGAAUGCAAACACACCCUUGACCUGCAUAGUGCAAGAGUUGCCGAACUCCGCGAUAUGGUCGCCCAGAUAGCCAGCGAUGUUGGUGUUGAUGCCUCGGAACUGUUAACGGGCGAAAUCGAUUCGUUGAGCCAGCGGUUAGAAUAUGUACGUGAAUCGAUAUCAACAUUGGCCGACAUUGCCGAAUCGUGUGCCAUUAAUGAGGAGGAAUGCACGAGAAAUAUCAAUCAAGCGAAAAGUUAUUUCAAUAAUAUGCAACAGGCAAUCGCUUCCGUUGAAUCGGAGAGUCCUGAAAAUCAAUUGGCCAUAGUUCGUACCCAUCUUCUCGCACUGGGAAAAACGGAAGGACAGUUGAAAGAAUUGCGUGACAAGUCGGGUGAAAGUUCAUCAACGGCCACGGAAUAUUCAAUUGUCGAAGUGCUUCAGCUGUGGCAGAAAAUAUUCCAAGACACUUUCCAUCAAUAUCACCGUUUGUCGUCUCGCCUCGUCCAAAGCCAGGACAAUGCGUCGGCAUUGAAACUGUGGCAUGAGUACCUGCAACAUGUACAAUCAUUUUUGUCCAGCACGAUACCGCAAGACUAUUCCAGCUUGACGGAACACCGUCAUUUGUGCACUGUCCAUCAAAAUCUAUUGGCCAGCCAGAAGUCGGUGUUGGAAUUGAAAUCCGAGAAAUCGAAUGUAGAUCCAAACAUUCUGGAACAGUUCAACUCUCUGACCAAUCUACACAAUGAAACCUUGUCUCGCAUACUCGACAGACAUUCGGAAAUCGAAAUGAGACUGAACGCUUGGGAUAAGUACCGUAAAGAUCAGGCACUGUUGCUGGAAUGGUUGAAGGAAAAGGAACGCGAGAGAUCUCGGCUGCAACUGAAAUACAUUCACCUGAGACGAGUUCCGAAAGUUCUUCAUCGCAUCGAACGUAUCAUUGAGCAAAUGCCACAGGGUGAAAAUGAGGCAGAAAGUUUGCGUCAACAACAAUUGAGCUUCCUGCAUUUCUGUGACGAUGCUAUUGCCACAUCUAUUCGUAUGGAACACGCCGCCAGUUCGCAGAGAAUUGCAAAUCUUCGGGCUGGUCUAGAGACAUGGCGAGACUUUUUGGAGAAAAUUGUCAAUUUGAGUAAGACCUACGACGACAAGGUGAAAUCGAUCCAGUCGAAUUUCCAGGAAACUCAAACCAUAGUGACAAACGCUGCCAGUAAUCUGCCAACAAAUUCGAUUGACAUCCAAGAACGACUGAACCAGUUGCGCAAUCAACGAGUUCGUUUGAACAAUUUGAUUCCCGAAUUGGAGUCGAUUAGUGUGAUUCAGGAGGAAUUGAAGGAAUGCAUCAGUCCGUUCGAUAUGAAAACCAUUCGACAAAUGGUCUGGAUAUUAUGGCAACAGCAGGCAGACUUGGAUCAACAGCUAUCCAGCUUAAUCAAUCAAAUUGAAGAACGUAUGUCGUUGAAUGAGAUGUUCUCGGCCAAAUAUGACAGACUGAUGAAGUGGAUGGACGGCAUCGAGAAACGAUUGGACGGAGAUUCGCAAAGUGUUCUGUUCGAUCCAGAAGAUGUGAUCAAGAAAAUUGAAAAGGAAGUCCAAACGGAAAUGGAACUUCGCGAACACGAACGUGAAUGGCUACUGUUCAACGGACAAGAGCUAUUGACAUUCUAUGCUGGCAAUUCCAAAAAAGAGAAACAAAUACGGCAAGAAAUUCAAACCAAAUUGGAUGCCAUCGUUGAUCGAUGGGAACGUUUGAAGUAUUUGUGUAAGUCCAGAUCGAAUAAGAUAAACGACUUGAAGAUGACAAUGCUUCGGCUGGAAGAGCGAAUUGCCGAAAUUCGUUCCUGGUUACAAUCCAUGGAAAUUGAAUUGUCGAAGCCGGUCGUGUUCGAGAAUUUGCAUAAAUCUGUCAUAGACUCGAAGCUGAAGGAACAUGAUAAACUCCAACGUGCCAUUGAAGGAGAAAGCAGUAACAUCGGUGACGUGCUGAAUUUGUGCGAGAUGCUCUUAAGCGACGUCGACACCUGGAAAGCUCACUUCAACACCAACACACUAACAUCGUCCGUUGACAAUUUGGAACGACGGUGGAAGAAUGUGUGUGGAAUGUCGGCUGAGAGAAAGCGACGAAUAAUGACUACAUGGUCGCUGUUACUGGAAUUGCAUGCAAUGACAAACGAUCAGGAGGCAUGGCUCAUUGCACAAGAGAAUGAUUUGAAUGACUUGGAACAAGGUCUGGAUGAUCUCACUCAAGCUGAAGUUAUUAAUCGUAUAGCCGUUCUGGAAGAGAAAAUCGUUGAAAUUGAAUCUCGUUCAUCCAUUUUCAAAUCGUUGGAACAAACCUACUCCAAACUGGCCAAAACAAACGGUUUAGAUCCAGAGAAUGUGAAACAUUUGACAACCUCGACCCGCUUUAUGUUGAUAAGGUGGCGCGCAUUGGUUCCUAAGGCAUUAGACAUUAUCGGAAUGCUUAAUAUGGACAUGAAAAUGUAUCGAGAGUUCAUCAGCUGCCAAAAUAGAGCUAUGGAAACCCUGACUCAAAUCCAAAGCGACUACAACGGACUAAAGAAUAACUUAACCGAAAAUCCAGAUGAUCAACUACGCCAACUUCAGUGCUUCGAACAGGAACUGAAAAUGUGUGAACAUGAUCUAGCCAAUGCGGAUAAGCUCGGACUCGUUUUGAUGAAAAAGGGAAGACCCGACGAAAUUCAAAGCAUCCAGUCGUUGAUCGACGAAUAUCAAUUGCUCUGGUCGAUCGUUAACACAUCCAUCAUCAAAUACAAGAACGAAUUGACGACAACAAUCGACCGCCAAAAGGAAAUUGACGAAGGCGUACAGGUGGAAACGUUACGAUUCGAAUCGGACUCGGCUUGCCAAGUGAACACAUUGCCGGGAUUGAAUCGCAUGACAUCCAUUACGCCAAAAGAUGCGUACAUUUACGAACUGGCAGCGGCCAUUAAGGAAGUCCGUUCGAAUUUGGAAUCGUUGGAGAAAGCUGUUAAUGAUCCGUCGAAGAAGCCUGGUUCACAGGUUGUGUCGAAACUAAUAUCGAACAGUCAAUCAUCGGUGGAAUUAAUGAACCAUUUGAGUACGCUGUUAAUCACCGAAUGCUUCAGUUCAAACGAAGAGGCAGAGGUCAAUGAAGUCGCUGAACUGUGUGCACAAUAUGAGACCCUUGUCGCGUUGUGGAGAGCCAAGGAAAGACAACAAGAAAGCAGCAGUGAUUCUGGCCGAUUGACGUGCCCACUCUGCUCACAACGAAAUUGGCAACAAAUCGACAACGAUCUUUGGCGCCUGGAGCAAUGGCUUCAAUUUGCCGAAGGUACACAGAAGACUCAAACCGCACCGCCGAAUAACAUCGAACAGCUGGAAGACAUUGUGACAGAUCAUCGGGAAUUUUUCCUGGAUCUGGAAAGUCACAAAUCAAUUGUGUCGUCACUGAAUGUGGUCGGUGAUCAUUUGGCUACGCAUACAUUGGACACCGAAAAGGCUAAACAACUUCGCAAUCGCCUCGAAACGGACAAUAAACGCUGGGAGAAAAUAUGCAAACAUGCUGCCCGGUGGCAAUCGUUACUUCAAGCUGCUCUGAUGGGAAACAACGAAUUCCAUGAGAUCAUCAAUGAACUGUGUCUGUGGUUAGAGCAGACCGAAGAGAUGAUCCAUGCGUCCGAACCGGUUGACUUGACGGUGGAUCGCAAAGUUUUGGAAGCAAAGUUCAAAAAAUUCCGUGAAUUGCGCUGUGAAUUGGAACGCUGUGAGCCGAGAGUUAUAUCAUUACAGGAGGCAGCCGAUCAAUUACUGCGCACCGAUGAUUCGCCGUCAUCGUCAACCACCUACUCAAAAACACUUUGCAGAUUGACCGAUCUACGUUUGCGUCUACAAUCAUUGCGUCGCUUGACUGGUGUUUACAUCGUCAAAUUGGGAGCCGUACUCGGCUAUGAUUCAACGCAAAUCGGACUCAAUUUGUCCGGUUCAACGAAAGAACCAUCAUCGUUACACCUUCUGUCGCAAGAGCUACUGGAACAAACUGGCGCUCAGCUGUUACAGGCCUCAUCACAUUCCACUGAUUAUGCAAAUGUCGACGAUAUGACUUCCGAAGAAAUCAAUACAACCGUCCUUGUACGCGGUUAUCGUUUCUUAGGAAGAGUGCUGCGUGCAUCACUACCCAUACAGGCAUUAAUGCUCCUUUUGCUGGGCGUUGCAGCGAUGGUCCCACAUGGUGAAGAUUAUACGUGCACAUUCGGCAAUAACUUUGCAAAGAGUCUGGAGCCGAUGUUACACUAUCAGAAUGGACCACCGCCAAUUUAAAGAAAAAAAGAGAAAAAAAUUUUGUCAACACACUGUAGACAAUCAACUAAAAAAAAGAUCAAUUUAUACGCGUGGAGAAGUGCCCUUUGAAUUAUCCGAUCCCCCUUAUACAUGUUUACCUUGUCUAGUCCUUACAUUUUAAUCCUCAAAUUAAGAUCGAAGAGAAACAAAAAUUGAGAAAUUGCCUUUUGAAUUGUAUAAAUUAAAGCGAAGAAAAUUGUAAAUUUUGUGUGUGUUAGGAACUUACAUUUAAUGUAAAAGAGAAAUAUUUUGUAAAUAGAAGCGAAAAAUAAUGGAAUUCCAAUAACUCAAAACCAGAAAAGAGAGCAAAAUGAUUAAGGGAUGUCCGUGACAUUUGCAUGUAUCCGCGUGACAUCCUUCAACAUUAUUUAUGGCUCUGUGGAAGGUAAAUCCUUAAAGAUUUUUUUGUAUUCAUUGUAGAGGUUAGCAACAUAAGUCUUUCUUUUGAAAAUAAAAUUAAGAAUCGAACGAUAAAAGCAGAGCACAGUAAACACAAUAUCGUAAAUCAGAGAAUGAAAACGCAGCUAAAUAACUUUUGAUGAUUUUAUGAA
Bradysia coprophila is the source of this 38221-nucleotide messenger RNA. RefSeq names its product Muscle-specific protein 300 kDa (gene Msp300). The record is from RefSeq and is a predicted model, not a curated record. Gene Ontology annotation, biological process: nuclear migration. Gene Ontology annotation, cellular component: nuclear outer membrane; meiotic nuclear membrane microtubule tethering complex; cytoplasm. NCBI's taxonomy places the organism in Eukaryota, Metazoa, Arthropoda, Insecta, Diptera, Sciaridae. Gene Ontology annotation, molecular function: actin filament binding.